Aphanomyces invadans is the source of this 2832-nucleotide messenger RNA. Its product is annotated as TKL protein kinase. The record is from RefSeq and is a predicted model, not a curated record. Bases 1 to 2751 code for a protein of 916 amino acids. Lineage: Eukaryota; Oomycota; Saprolegniomycetes; Saprolegniales; Verrucalvaceae. The transcript is spliced from 13 exons. Gene Ontology annotation, biological process: protein phosphorylation. Gene Ontology annotation, molecular function: protein kinase activity; ATP binding; protein binding.
AUGCACGCCCAACGCAUCGGCCGCUUCAGCAUUUGCAACGCGAUGAAAGCGCAUGGAACAAUGGGGGUGGCGAUGGUGGCGGCACUCAUGCAGAUCGCCGCAGGCCAAUCGUGCAGCUUAACCAAAUCCGUGCUCACUCAAAAGUGUGGCCAUGUCUUCGUUUCCCCCAACAUCACGAGGAUAUGCCCGUUUGAGCCAGCGAAAUGCGCGCCAAUGGUUACUGGCGAAUGUCUUGCAAGCGAUGGACAAGAGGCUUACCAGGAGCUCGCGAUAAAGUGUCCGUACGACGAGUCCAAGUGCCUCGAUGCGACUCCAUCAACGUUCGAGAAUGUUUUUGCAGAGGUCGAUGGCAUUGGCCGCGGCGACGGAGACCUUGCUUCCGACACGGCAAGUUUGAACGAAGUGGGGAAGCUGUGCUAUAACGAAUCAGGGAAGAGUACGGGGUUCGUCGUCCUCGAUCGAACGCCGCGAUAUUGUGUGUACACCCCCGACGCGUGCAAGGCCAUUCCUUUCACGAAUGCCGUCAAGUCGGUCCAAGUGCUGCUUGACCUCGACCGCUUCAAAGAAGACGUGAACAUGGCAUCGUUCAACAUCUCGGACCUCGGUGACGACUUUACCGUCGAUGCAUUCAACGCGACGACGAAAGCAAAGACUUUGUCACUCAAGUCAAAUGCCCUCGACGACAUCAGUCACACCAAAUUUCCGAUCGACAUGGUGUUCUUGGACGUGUCGAAUAACUUGCUGACAUCGCUGGACAAGUUGUCCAACAACGCCCCGGCGCUCCAGACUUUGGUGGCCAUGUCAAAUUCGAUAGCAGACUUGAACGCGACGUGGCUCCCCGACACCUUGUCUCAACUGUCGCUCCAGUCGAAUCGCUUUAAAAGGUUCAACGGGUCGGCGCUCCCGUUGGCCUUGAUGUCUUUGUACCUGAACGACAACCGCCUGACCUCGCUCGAUGGCGUGUUGCCACCGACCGUCUCGCUCUUGGCGAUGGCUGGCAACAGCUUGACGACGUUCAAUGGAAGCUUUCUCCAUCCCAACCAAACCGCAGCGAUCGCGCUGCACGUCCAGAACAACCAAAUCAAGACGUUGGCUGGACCAUUUCCAUCCUCUCUCCAAACCUUAAAUAUGGCGGCCAACAACUUGACGGUCUUCCCCGACGUGUGGAGCGAUACCUCGAUCAAUUCGUUGUCCCUUGCCGAGAACGCGAUUGUGUGGGCCACAGAGUCUGUGGUGUUUCCUCGAAACCUGACAAUGCUGAACAUGUCUGGCACAGUCAUGCACGGGAACGUGCUGAAUGCAUCCAACCUUCCAUCGUCCCUCGUGUCGUUGGACGUGUCGAAUUGCCAGAUCGGUCGCAUCGAAGGAGAGUUUCCUCCGUCGAUAAAGACCCUUCGACUGGGUCACAACCCCCUUGGAAAUGCUACGUGGACCAUGUCAUCGCGAAUGUUGCAAUUCUUGUCGGGCCUGACGGAUCUGUCCCUUCCAUCACCACCGGAAAACUUUUCUUGCCCGGCUCUCGCGACUAAAAAGAUUAACGCGACGUACAGCGUUUGCGUCAAAGAGCUCAUGGAAAUCGCGACUGCCGCGCCGGAUGCGCGGAAGGAAGACAGAGGGAACCAUGGGGUGAUGGUAGCCCUUCUCGUUGGAGGGCUCGUCUUGGCCGUGUUGCUCGUCGUUGGCUAUGCAUUGUCUCGACGCGGCUUCUUUUCUCGUUUUUCGAGCAGCGAACGAUUCUCGAUUGAAACUGCGAAAGCGCCUCAGCUCGAGAACUUUACAACAGUGGCGGGGACCACGCUGCUUCAUUGUGGGGAUAUGAUCGACGACGUUGCUCUUGAGCGCAUUUCGUUGGGCGACGACCUGAUUCAGUUUCGCAUUCCAUUGCCCGAAAUCAAGAUCCUCCGACCGCUCGUGUCGAAGGCGACGCAGUCCCCGAACAACAAAGUGGUCGUGUACACCGCCAAAUUCAACGACGCAGUCGUCGUGCUCAAGACUCUCACAACCGACGGCACGUCGAUUUCCCCUGAGGCCGAAGCGUUCGUCCAAACUAUUCGCCUCCACUCGACGUUGAACCAUCCAAAGCUCGUCGCGUUUCUCGGCGUCGUAUGGAGCACCAACGCGAAGAAAAACAUUGUCGGGUAUGGUCUCCUCAUGGAGCACCUCAGUCGCGGCGAUUUGGCUCGGCUUCUCGCGUUGGAUGCGGCCAAGUCCCCCACCGAUCGCAUCCUUCAGUGGCGGCCUCACCGUCCACAUCAUCGCUCCAAAGCGUCUGUCCUCCUGGACAUUGCAUCCGCCAUCGUGUACUUGCACUCGUUUUCGCCCGCUAUUUUGCACCGCAACAUUGAAUCCAGCACCAUCCUGCUUGCAGACAACUGGGACGCCAAGCUCAGCGGCAUCAGCGCGAAUGCAACAAAACCAUCCUUGCUCAUAACUGCGCCCGAAGUCCUCAAAGGCGAUGCGUGGACGGAAAAGGCGGACGUGUACUCGUUUGGGAUCUUGAUGUGCGAAUUGGACCUAGGCCAUCACCCGUACAUGUCAACGUCGUCAUCCACGUCAGCGUUGUCAACGCGCCAACUUGCGACACUAGUCAUGGCAGACCUGCUCCAACCGACCUUCUCCCCCGACUGCCCCCCCGAGAUCCAAGACAUCGCAACCAAGUGCCUCGCGUUCGAUUCAAAGCUCCGUCCGACCGCCGUCCAAAUGGAUUUUUGGCUGCGAAAGUACCGUCGCACAGAGGAACCCGCCGUCUAGUUCGUCAGCGUUUGUUUGUUUUCCGUCAAUUACCCAAGUGCAAGUUUCGAUUUGAUAAACGAUCCCAUCCAGUGCUGAUGA